AUGCCAUGGACUGUUACUGAUGUUGAAGGUGAUUGGGAAAUCAUUGACUAUCCUAAACAUCCUGAAUAUAGUGAUUGUAAAAUUGAAAUAAAAGGUUAUGGUCUAGAUCCAAAUAUGUUUAAACUUUAUAUACAUUUAGUUAAUGAUUUGAGUUGUAUUUUACAAUAUAAUUCUAAAACUCAUCUAUGGAAAAUUUUCAAUUUGUUUUCAACAAAAUUAAAUACUUCACAUGAACAAAUGGAUAAAUAG
Molecule: messenger RNA, 249 nt
Organism: Adineta steineri
Lineage: Eukaryota; Metazoa; Rotifera; Eurotatoria; Adinetida; Adinetidae
Source: the annotation of a GenBank genome assembly